UUGUUUACUUUUCUGCCUAGCCGUUUGCAUAUUUCUGGUGCCAAUUAUAAAUCAAUACACAUGUUGCAGAAACAGUUGUUGCCAAAUAUUCUCAGUUCUAAACUUAUGCAAACCAGAAAACUGAUGAAAUAGGAAAUGUACUGUCUAUGUUAUAUAGUUUUAUGGUGAAUGUAAAUGCAGACCAUUACAUCUGAUUAUAAUGCAUGGUCUAAUAAUAAAGACCAAUACCGAGUUUUUCGCUUGUCAAACGGUAAUUUAUUGUAAAUUCACAUGUUUUUGCACGGACCCAGUUGAAGCACGGAACCGGAAGUACAGCAAUCACAACUUCCACACGUGUGAAAAAUGCUUUUGGGCUAAUUUAGUUCACUAUUCUUGUUUUUACGGAAUACUUUAAUAACAUUUACAACAGAAGGCAGUCAAAAUUAAAGCACCAAGUAAGUGACGAUGGCUGAGAUAGUCCAACAGCGGAUCGAGAAUCGAAUCCCAGAGUUGGAACAGUUGGAGAGAGUGGGACUGUUCAGCAAAAAAGAAGUCAAAUCCAUGCUAAAAAGGGCGACAGCUUUAGAAUACAAACUGCAUCGAUUGAUCAUAACCAAAGUUGACUUCAUUGCAUACAUUCAGUAUGAAAUCAAUGUGUUAGAGCUGAUAAAGAAGAGAAGAUCACGCAUCGGCUAUCAGUUCAAAAGAGAGGAGAUAGAGUAUUCCAUCAUCUCGAGGAUCAACAGCAUUUUCAGAAGGGCCACAACUAAAUGGAAGGAUGAUGUGCAGUUGUGGCUCUCUCACAUUGCUUUCUGUAAGAAAUGGAACACAAAGGCUCAACUCAGCAAGGUGUUCUCCUCCAUGCUUGCCAUUCAUCCUGAGAAACCAGCCCUCUGGAUCAUGGCUGCCAAGAGCGAGCUGGAGGACAGAAACUUGUCAGAGAGCGCCAGACACCUGUUCCUGCGUGCCCUGCGCUUCCACCCGGAAAGCAAGAAGGUCUACCAAGAGUACUUCCGUAUGGAGCUGUUGCACGCUGAGAAACUGAGGAAGCAACAGAAGGAGCUGGAGCAGGCUGAGAUGGACUUGGGAGGGUACGAGUUCUCCCCUGAGAUCAUGAGUGGCAAACUGGCCGAGUUGGUGUACAGAGAUGCUACUGGGAAAAUCCAAGGAGCCGAUUUCAUCCUGUCUCUUUUGACCAUCGCCGCCAUCUUUGACUUCACUAAAGAACUACAGGACACCAUUAUACAAGACCUGCAGAGCAAAUACACAGACGACUCACUGACGUGGGACUUCAUGGCCAAGCGGGAGCUGGAGGCGACGGUGGGGGAGGAGCUUCAGACAGCCAAGGGGCGGGCCUCUGACAUCGCCAGGAGAGAGGAGCGCUGCUGCCAGGUCUACGAGGAGGGCCUCAACGGCCUCAACACAGAGGCCAUGUGGGCGUGCUACGUGUCCUUCUGCCUGGAGAGGUUCAAGAGGAAAACCAACGUCCAGGAGCUGAAGGAGAAGAGGCAGGAGAGGCUGCUGGCAGUGCUUCAGCGUGCCCACGACUCCUCACUGCUGAAGGAGGACUUCUACAAGAACUGGCUGCAGGUCUUACUCUCAUCAGGAGACUCGGAGCAGACCGCUGCGGUUGCCAUGGCAGCCACCCAGCGCUACAGACAAUCUGUGGACGUGUGGUGCCUGGCCCUGCAGACGAUGGUGCAUCUGGGGAGUGGCGCCACAGGCAAGCUAUUCCAGGACGCCCUGAAACACGUGAAUCCCAAGUUGAGUUUGCCCCUGUGGCAGCUGCAGGUGGAGUGGAGCAUGACAUCACAGAGCCCAGUGGAAACUGAGGCCCUGUUUCAGAGAGGUCUGCUGUCUGUGGUGCCUGCCGUUUCCAUGGAGAUAAAGGAGAAGUACCUUGACUGGUCCUACAGGGCCGGAGGCUACAAGAAAGCCAGGAAGACCUUCACAAGUUUGCAUGAGAGCCGGCCCUUCUCCAAGGCCUUUUUCACCAGAAUGAUCCAGAUGGAGAAAAAUCAAGAGACUCCCAAGAUGAGCAACCUGAGGGACUUCUAUGAGAGAGCCCUGAGGGAAUUUGGCUCCACAGAUGAUGAUCUGUGGCUGGAGUACAUCCGAGAGGAGCUUGGGCCCAGCGGCCAGCCAGAAAACUGUGGGAUGAUCCACUGGAGAGCCAUGAAGAUGCUGGAGGGGGAGAGUGUGGAGAGAUUCACUGCCCAGUACACCCUGCUGCAGACUGGACACAUCUAGAACACACCUGACCCCCCCCCCCCCCGCUGGUCCAACAGUGUUGUAGGAAACUACUUACUGCAGUUUGGAUGAGUAGGUAGAAGUUGAUCUAACCACUGAUACAGAGUCAGAUAUAUUUGAUCAACCUAAUGGUUAAGGUUAGGGUAGAUCUGUAGUUAAGGGCAACUACAUAGAGACAGGGUUAACAAGCUGUUCUGUUUUUAUAUGACAAGUUACAUUUGUACUUUACAUUUCCUUGCAUUUUGUAUACGACGUGGUGUUUCAUGCAAGUUUACAACUUGAAUCAUUUCAUUUUGAAGAUAGUUAUGUUAAUGUACACAUCAGUAAGAAUAACAUUAUGUAUUUACAAAACAUUAACCUUGUCACUGUUAACUUGAAAUAAAACCAUGAAUAGUC
Messenger RNA from Oncorhynchus mykiss (rainbow trout), 2625 nucleotides. It is a transcript of the gene utp6, whose product is annotated as UTP6 small subunit processome component. Gene Ontology annotation, biological process: maturation of SSU-rRNA from tricistronic rRNA transcript (SSU-rRNA, 5.8S rRNA, LSU-rRNA). The record is from RefSeq and is a predicted model, not a curated record. NCBI's taxonomy places the organism in Eukaryota, Metazoa, Chordata, Actinopteri, Salmoniformes, Salmonidae. Gene Ontology annotation, molecular function: snoRNA binding; protein binding. Gene Ontology annotation, cellular component: Pwp2p-containing subcomplex of 90S preribosome; small-subunit processome.